AAGGAGUGGUUCUGACAUUGCAGAAAAGAUGAACAGGAAGAAUACUUUUGCGACAUGGAAUGCCAUUAUGAUGAAGCAUCAAAAAAGAAGAUUGGCACAGAUGAGUGGAGGCUUCAUUACCAGCUGUUGCAGAGAUUGAUCUCUUCGAUCCUACUCCUGAACUGUUGUUCUUCAAGCCAUGACGAUGAUGAUGCAGAGAUCGAGUGUUUUAGCUGUUCUCUGCUGCAUGUGGACAGUGAUGAUCCCCGGUGCGUUCUCCCUCUCCUUCAACUUCUCCAGCUUCGACCAGGGCGUGUCAUCGAAGCUCGAGUUCCAAGGGGACGCGUCGUUGCAGAACAAGGAGGUCAACCUCACGAGCUACCCCAUGCUGUACAGCGUCGGCAGAGCCGUGUACCGGGAGCCGCUGCGCCUCUGGGAUGCCGCCACCGGGGAGCUGGCUGAUUUCACCACGCAGUUCUCCUUCGUCAUCGACUCCUUCGAACCCGCGUCCACGCAUGGCGACGGCCUCGCUUUCUUCCUCUCCUCGUAUCCGACCUCCAUUCCUGCCUACUCCAGAGGCGCCUUCCUCGGCCUCUUCGGCAACAGUUCUCUCGAUGGUUCCACCGCCAGCACGGUGGCGGUCGAGUUCGACACCUUUCCGAAUGCGUGGGAUCCGCCCGCCGACCACGUCGGGAUCGAUGUCGACUCGAUCAACUCGAGCGCCGUGGUGGAGUGGAGCAGCAGCCUCAGGAACGGCCGGCGAGCGAAUGUUUGGGUGAGCUACAACGCCAGCACUUACAACCUCAGCGUCUUCCUGACGUAUGAAACGAACCCGGCUUUUCGCGCCGGCGAUUCCAGCCUUCACUUCGUCGUUGAUCUGCGAGAUGUGCUGCCGGAGAUGGUCGCGAUCGGCUUCUCGGCGUCGACGGGCAACGCGACGGAGACGCACAGCCUGCUGUCUUGGUCUUUCGACUCGACCCUGCAACCGAGGAGGAAGAAGAACAAGGUCUGCCUCAAGAUCGGUUUGGCCAUUGGAGUAGGCGUCUUGAUGCUCGUGUCGGGGUUGGUAUGGUUCGUGUUCUCCAAGAAGGCCUCCAGUAGGGAUCUGAAAGAAAUAGACGACAUCGAAUGCGACGAGGCCAUCGACGAUGAGUUUGAGAGGGAGAGGGGGCCGCAGAGGUUUCCUUACGAGGAGUUGGCCUCUGCGACGAGGAAUUUCUCCAAGGAGGGGAAGCUCGGGGAGGGAGGAUUCGGAUCGGUCUAUAAAGGCUACCUGAAAGAUCUGAAACUUGACGUCGCCAUUAAAAGGGUCUCUCGGUGCUCGAAACAGGGGAGAAAGGAGUACGUCUCCGAGGUCAAGAUCAUAAGCCGGCUGCGGCAUCGGAACCUGGUGCAGCUGGUGGGUUGGUGCCAUGACCGCCGGGAAUUCCUGCUCGUCUACGAGUUCAUGCCCAAUGGAAGCCUCGACUCCUAUCUCUACUCCACGAAGAAGAAUCUCCAGUGGCCGGAGAGGCACAAGAUCGCGCUGGGCUUGGCCGCUGCCCUGCUCUAUCUUCACGAGGAGUGGGAGCAGUGCGUCGUGCACCGAGACGUGAAGCCCAGCAACGUCAUGCUGGAUUCCACGUUCAACGCCAAGCUCGGGGACUUCGGAUUAGCUCGGCUCGUUGACCAUGACAGCCACUCGCAGACGACGGUUUUGGCCGGCACCAUGGGAUACUUGGCCCCCGAGUGCAUCACCACCGGCAAGGCCAGCAAAGAGUCCGACGUCUACAGCUUCGGCAUCGUCGCGCUGGAGAUCGCGUGCGGAAGAAGGCCGGUGGAGCCGAAGGAGCAGAAGAGCAAGGUGAGACUGGUCGAAUGGGUGUGGGAGCUCUACGGACGGCGAUCAAUUCUCGAAGCAGCCGACGAGAAGCUACAUGGCGACUUCGACGGGAAGCGGAUGGAGUGCCUGAUGGUGGUGGGGUUGUGGUGUGCUCAUCCCGACUGUGGCCUGCGGCCCUCGAUCAGACAAGCCAUCAAUGCACUCAACCUGGAGACGCCACUGCCGAUGCUACCCCCAACGAUGCCGGUGCCUAUGUACUGUGCGCCGCCUGUGGACGUCUCCAGCUUCACCCAGGCUUCAUCCAUCACGUACUCCUCCUCGUACCUCACGAAUUCUUCCAGCUCCACCCAAAUGAUCGCGGACACAAUGAAGUCGCAGAGGAUCGACAUGUAAUGAGCAUGAAUGCAUAUGAUGCUUACUUAAUGCAUUUGUUUUCUGGUUUCCUGUUCUCCCCAUUCUCCUUGUUUCCCUACUAAGAAGAAGUAAACGCGUCCUGUGGAUAUAUUGCUUGACAUGAAACACUUUCUUCUUCUUC
Molecule: messenger RNA, 2336 nt
Organism: Musa acuminata subsp. malaccensis (wild Malaysian banana)
Lineage: Eukaryota; Viridiplantae; Streptophyta; Magnoliopsida; Zingiberales; Musaceae
Product: L-type lectin-domain containing receptor kinase IX.1-like
Biological process (GO): protein phosphorylation
Cellular component (GO): plasma membrane
Molecular function (GO): ATP binding; protein kinase activity; carbohydrate binding
Source: RefSeq, a predicted model, not a curated record